AUGCCGCCCCUUCCAGGUUUUUCUGAUAACCCACUGAAGUCCCGAGAUGACGUGGUGAGGGCUACAGAAGCUUUCCUCAAGCCUCUGAUUCAAUACUUUUCUCUUGGAAAGGCUAGAAUCAAGCUUCCAGUUGCCACGGGUACUCACUUCGAUGAAAAUGCCGCCCAACUUGAGGGCUUCGCCAGGCCGUUGUGGGCUGCCGGGGCACUUUUGAUGAGCGGCGAUCCCAAUUGGGAACUCGUUCAACCUUGGAUUGAUGGAUUCGACGCUGGCGUUGACCCAGAUCAUCCAGAAUACUGGGGCGAUAUUCAAGACUAUGACCAGCGAAUGGUCGAAGCCGAGAUGAUCUCCUUUGUCCUGUUGGCAGCACCUCGACAUAUUUUGUGGGAUAGGCUUCGUCCCGAGACCCAGCAGAAACUUGUUACCUGGCUUUCAAGCAUGAACAAUAAGCUAGUUCAUCGAGCUAACUGGCUCUGGUUUCGGGUGUUUAGCAACCUUGCCCUUUCACGUGUGUGUAACGUUGAUACGCCGGACGUGCGCAAUCAAAUCGACGACGACCUGAGAGUACUCGACACAUUCUACUUGGAGGAUGGAUGGUCCAGUGAUGGCUUGUGGAGAACUCCUGCCAUAGAUGACGAGGAAUAUCGGAUCUUUCUAGAGACAGGCCGAGCCAACGCACUUCCAAACGGACGCAAUGCCUGUUUUUACUCCGGCAGUUUUGCAAUCCAGUUCAGCCAGCUGCUUUACAUAAGAUUUGCUGGCGAUCGUGAUCCUGCAAGAACAGCGAAGUAUCAACAACAAGCUCGAGACUUCGGUGCAGGCUUUUGGAGGUUUUUUGAUCCCAACGGCGCCGUGAUACCUUUCGGUCGCUCACUUACCUAUCGGUUUGCCGCCGCCGGGUUCUUUGCAGCUCUUGCUCUCGCAGAUGUACCGAACAUGCCGGCACCCCUGACGAGCCCCGGCGCUGUGAAGGGAUUUCUGCUCCGCCACUUACGAUGGUGGGCCAACAACUCAAAAGACAUUUUCUACUCAGAUGGGACACUGAACCUUGGCUGGGUGUAUCCAAAUAUGUAUCUUACCGAAGACUACAACUCACCACAAUCUCCUUAUUGGUGUCUCAAAUCACUUGUGGUGGUUGCACUGUCAUCAAAUGACGCCUAUUGGACUGACCCUGAAGUGCCAUAUCCUAAUGUUUCCACGGAUUCCGGUAUUAAGCUCCUGCCUGCUCCUCGGCAAAUCUUCUGUAAUCACCCGAGAGGCAACCACUAUUCCAUGCUUUCAACCGCUCAGUUCAUGGGAUUCGCGUUUAAAGGCCACUAG
Colletotrichum gloeosporioides is the source of this 1320-nucleotide messenger RNA. RefSeq lists its product as uncharacterized. Bases 1 to 1320 code for a protein of 439 amino acids. The transcript is spliced from 2 exons. Lineage: Eukaryota; Fungi; Ascomycota; Sordariomycetes; Glomerellales; Glomerellaceae. The record is from RefSeq and is a predicted model, not a curated record.